AUGUCCACCUUCGGACACUACUUCCGGGUCACCACCGCCGGCGAAUCCCACGGCAAAUCCGUCUCCUGCAUCAUCGACAACUGCCCUCCCGGCCUUGCCCUCGUCGAAGACGACAUCCAGCCACAGCUAAACCGCCGCCGACCAGGCCAAUCGUCCAUCACAACUCCCCGCAACGAAAAGGACAGAGUCACCAUCCACUCCGGCACCGAAUUUGGCCGCACCCUCGGCACGCCCAUCCUCCUCACAGUUCCCAACGAGGACCAACGACCCAAGGACUAUGGCAAUAAGACCAUUGACCUCUACCCGCGCCCCAGCCACGCCGACUGGACCUACCUCGAAAAGUACGGCAUCAAGGCCAGCUCAGGCGGUGGUCGGAGCAGCGCACGUGAGACAAUUUCCCGUGUCGCUGCUGGGGCCGUCGCUGAGAAAUGGCUAAAGGAGAUGUACGGCGUUGAAAUCGUCGCCUUUGUAACAUCAGUCGGCAAUAUCAAGCUCUUCGAGGACGCGGAAUCCAUGAGCGCUGAUCCCGCGUUCCUCAGCCUCGCCGACACAAUCACCCGCGAACAAGUUGACCAGUUCCUGCCCGUGCGAUGCCCCGACACCGAAGCCACGAAGCGCAUGGAGGACCGCAUCGCCGAGCUGCGCGAUCAAAACGACAGCACUGGCGGGACUGUGACGUGCGUCAUCCGUAAUGCUCCAUCUGGUCUGGGAGAGCCUGCGUUCGACAAGCUCGAGGCUUUAAUCGGCCAUGCUAUGCUCUCCAUCCCCGCGGUGAAGGGCUUCGAAAUCGGCUCUGGGUUUCUCGGCGCGGAAAUGAACGGCAGCAAGCACAACGAUCCCUUUAUCCCCGCCCCGGCCCUUGACGAGGCGGUUCGAAAGACUGGUAUUCCCCGAUCUCGUCUGCACACCAAGACCAACAACUCUGGUGGUAUCCAGGGCGGCAUCUCCAACGGCAUGCCCAUCUUCUUCCGCGUUGCGUUCAAGCCCCCCGCGACUAUUAGCCAGGACCAAACUACUGCUCUUUACGAUGCCACGGGCGAGGGUGUCUUGUCUGCAAAGGGACGCCAUGACCCGUGUGUGGUUCCUCGUGCGGUUCCGAUUGUGGAGGGUAUGGCGGCACUGGCUAUUGCUGAUGCUGUCAUGGCUCAGCAUGCUAGAUCGAUGGGCAUUCAAAUGGCCAAGGGGAGUUAG
Messenger RNA from Pochonia chlamydosporia 170, 1191 nucleotides. Its product is annotated as chorismate synthase. Gene Ontology annotation, biological process: chorismate biosynthetic process; aromatic amino acid biosynthetic process. The transcript is spliced from 2 exons. The coding region runs from base 1 to 1191 and encodes 396 amino acids. Gene Ontology annotation, molecular function: FMN binding; chorismate synthase activity. Lineage: Eukaryota; Fungi; Ascomycota; Sordariomycetes; Hypocreales; Clavicipitaceae. Gene Ontology annotation, cellular component: cytosol. The record is from RefSeq and is a predicted model, not a curated record.